AUCUUCCAAAAUUCUGGUAUUUCAAUUUUGCCUUACCAAUGGGUUCCAGAUCACUUUUUAUUUCUGUUGUGUCGUCAUGACCACUAGCACUUUGGCAACUAGAGACAGGGUAGCACCUACCGCUCUUUCUCGCUGUCACCGGGGCGCUGAGGAGAUCUGCGUGUGUUGUGUGUGUGCGCGUGUGCUUGUGUGAGUGCGUGGGUGGAGUGAGCUUGUGCUCUCUUCCCUGGGAACAGCAGGGGAGAGAAGGGAGAAAUCAUGUUGUUCGACAAGACAGCCACAUAGCACCGCCGCUCAGCUGUGACAUCCGGAGCUCGGGUCUUGGGGCAAGGAUACUCUCCUUCAAGUACAGUUAGCAGAGUGACAUCAACUGAGAAUUUGCAAGACACUUUAAAAUGAUCUUUUUGAAUGACAGUGGUUUGCCUAGCUGUCUGUAGGAAAAGAAUGAAGGUUGGCUUUUUGAACUGUUAAUAGGGACAUGGGAUUCGCUCUUUCAUUGAUCACUCGUGAGGAUUUUACUCAUCAACAUCAGCUAGAGAAGCAGCUGGAGUCUCAUAGAAAUACAGCUAAAAUCUGCACUGAAGGUCACUGCGGAGUGUUGGUGUUUAAUUGGUUUGAGGAUGUCUGAGCAAGGCAAACUAAGCCAGGAGGCAACACAGGAGGCAGCACAGGAGGCCCCUGUGGGUGGUGGUGGCGAGCAGAACUGUGAGGUCCGCCCAUCCUCCCAGAAGCAGACAAGUGUUAAAGCUCAAAGCCUGGAGGAGGAGGAGAAUGAGAAGGAGGAGAGACAGAGUGACACCAGGGUGGAACAGCAGAAACGAGGGGUUUACCAGGGACAGCAGAAAAAAAGGCCCAAGUCAGGAGCAAAAGGUAAACUGGUGCGCAGUCUUGCUGUGUGUGAUGAGUCUUCCCUGCCUAUAAUCACAGAUGGUGCUGAGGAUAAUCAGGGAUCAAUUCAACUUCAAAUUACCAGCUUGCCUAGCUUUCAGGAAGAUAGUAAACCCUGCAAAGAUGAACUGGACAGGGACCGGGAGAAAGACAAGAACAAGGAGAAAGACAAAUCAAAUGAAAAACCAAAAACAAGAAUGCUGUCAAAAGAUCACAGCCAAGAAUAUACGGACACCACUGGCAUUGACUUGCAUGAAUUUUUAGUAAAUACAUUAAAGAAUAACCCCAGGGACAGAAUGAUGCUGUUGAAAAUGGAGCAAGAGAUCAUUGAUUUUAUUGCAGACAAUAAUAACCAAUAUAAAAAGUUUCCUCAGAUGUCUUCAUAUCACAGAAUGUUAGUGCACAGGGUAGCAGCUUAUUUUGGGAUGGAUCAUAAUGUCGACCAGACAGGAAAAUCAGUUAUCAUCAACAAAACAAGCAAUACAAGAAUACCUGAGCAAAGGUUUGGAGAACAUAUAAAAGAUGACACAAGUGAAGACUCACAGAAGAGAUUUAUCUUGAAACGAGACAGCUCCAGUAUUGAUAAGGAAGACAAUCAGCAAAAUAGGAUUCACCCUUUUAGAGAUGACAGAAGGAGUAAGUCAAUAGAAGAGAGGGAAGAGGAAUAUCAAAGAGUGAGGGAGAGAAUAUUUGCACAAGAUUCAGUUUGUUCCCAGGAAAACAUUUACGUGGAAACAAGGAUUCUAGAAGACUGUAAUUUAUUUAAUGACACUCAAAAGAAAAGGCAGCUAUUUCGGGGAAAUUGGGACAGCACAGGAAAGGCAUCUGGCAGUCGACAGAGCAGCACAGAGACGGACAUGAAAUGGAAUGACCAACGGCCAUGGAGCAGCACAGACUCAGACAGUUCUAACCGUAACCUGAAACCCACAGUGACCAAGACCGCCAGCAUUGGAGGAAUAACAGUUCUAACAAGAGGGGAUAGCUCUGCCAGCAGCAGGAGCACCGGCAAACUCUCAAAAACGGGCUCUGAGUCUUCCAGCAGUGGCGGCUCCUCAGGCUCACUUUCCAGGGCUCACCUGUCAAUGCAGAGCACAACACUCCUGCCUUCUGUUUGUGUCAGUUCCUCUGGCACUGUCCCCUACCCAGAUGCAACUGCACUCAGUGGGCAGGUAGCUCAAAACAGUCCAAGCUACAUUCUGGUGUCUUUGGAGGCUACAGGCAUCCCACCAGGCAGUAUUCUCCUCAACCCACACACAGGUCAGCCAUUUGUCAAUCCUGAUGGCACACCUGCUAUCUACAACCCACCUACUGGACAGCAGCCAAUCAGAAACCAGCUAGUGGGGCAGUCUCAACAGCAAAAUGCACCUGCAUCCCAGCAACAGCACCAGCCACAGCAGCCACAGCAGCAAAUGGGAGGCCACAUGGUUGCACAGGCAUUGCAGCCUUCCUCUCAGUCUGUGCAGUACCCAGCUGUCUCUUACCCACCUCAGCACCUGUUGCCAGUUUCACCAUCACAGCAGUUCCCAGUGCGGGAUGACAUGGCUUCACAGUUUAACCAGAUGAGUCUCAGUCGACAGUCUUCUGGUGAUGCCCCUGAACCUCCUCCCACUGGCUCUGUCUACCCCCCUCCAAUACUUCCACAGCCCCCACAGCAGCCAGGCUAUGUCGUUGCUUCCUCAAGUCAACAGAUCCCCCCCGGGAGUUUCACUGGCUCUGGGCCCCCAAUUCCUCAGCCAGUAUUGCAGAGCCCACAAUGUUUUGUCCAACAGCCUCAAGCUCAGAUGCCAGUGUAUUAUUAUUCAUCUGGUCAGUACCCUACCUCAGCAAGUCAGCAGUAUAGGCCAGUUGCAUCUGUUCAGUACAAUGCACAGAGAAAUCAGCAAAUACCACAGAAUGCCCAACAAACAGGCUUCCAACCUGUUUUACCCAGUCAGCAGCAAGGUUUCCAGGGCCUCAUGGGAAUGCAGCAGCCACCACAGAACCAGACCUUGAUGCCUAGUCAGCAGGGGAAUCAAGUCCAAGGCAUGAUGGUCCAGUAUCCAUCCAUGUCUUCUUAUCAGGUGCCAAUGACUCAAGGUUCUCAAGGAAUACCACAACAGUCCUACCAACAAACAAUCAUGAUACCAAGCCAGACAGGUCAAGGGACACUUUCUAGCCAUGGGAUUCCUGUCUACUGCAAUGUUGUACCUCCAUCUCCACCCAGUAGCCUGCGACUGGUCAGCCCUCACUGUCCCUCUAACAAUGUGCCUGUAAUCCAGGCUAACUGUAGGACAAACUGUACAAGUAUGAGCAGUGCAGGAUGGCAAGUAAAAUACUGAUACUGGCUGCAUGCAGCUUGGAAAAGACAAGCCUUUUCAGUGCAUUUUUGGACACUUGAAAAAUUGCCUUUUAAAGAGAGAGAAUGUCUGCCUGUUUGGUUGAAGAAAUGAAAUGUCCAAUGAUAUCAGUUUGGUAUUCUGUAAAAAUAACUGGUAAAUGGUGCAUAUUUUAGUCAUGUCUCUGCUAGGGAUGCCUUUGUAGCUUAGCUAGGUGACAUGCAUUCACUGAGUUAAGACUUCUUCCUUAUCACUGAUCACCACUGUGUAGAUUGUAAUAAAACGGAAUCGGAUUAGUUUUGUACUUUGUGUUGAGUUUGUGAAGCUAAAAGUAUUUAAUAUAUAUAUAAUAAAAUGAUAUUGUACCAAAGCUGUAAUGGUUUUAAGAACUGCUGUAUUGAAGGAAUAAUUUAUAUACACAAUAGAGUUUUUUAUGGAUAUAUACUGUAUUGUAGUGUUUAACCACAAUAAAA
This is a messenger RNA of Lepisosteus oculatus (spotted gar), 3676 nucleotides long. The record is from RefSeq and is a predicted model, not a curated record. NCBI's taxonomy places the organism in Eukaryota, Metazoa, Chordata, Actinopteri, Semionotiformes, Lepisosteidae.